CACCUCGGCCGUUCCGGGCCGCUCUCCAGAGCGUCUGUAAACAUAGCCCGAGACGAGACUGUCAUGGAGGGGGAGGAGGAGGCGGCGGCGGCGGCCCAGGGAGGCGUUCGGGGCCGCCUCCAGGGUCCGCUGUGCCACUCCUGAAGGGUCACCCCCGCGUCCCCGCGUUGACUGUGGCAUCAGGGAAAAAACCAACUGUUAGGCGAGAGGAGGCGGCAGGCAGGACCAUAUCUCCCCCCUCCUUCCUUCCCCCGGGGCGGGGGCCGGGCCGGGCCGGGCUAGGCCUGUGACCCGGGGGCGGGCAGGGGGAGGGCGCGCCCGGCCAGGCCUGCCCGCCUGCCGAGAUGGAUGACAGCAAGGUGGUUGGAGGCAAAGUGAAGAAGCCUGGUAAACGUGGGCGGAAGCCGGCCAAGAUUGACUUGAAGGCUAAGCUUGAGAGGAGUCGGCAGAGUGCAAGAGAGUGCCGGGCCAGAAAGAAACUCAGAUAUCAGUAUCUGGAAGAGCUGGUGUCCAGUCGGGAGACAGCCAUCUGUGGUCUCAGAGAGGAACUGGAAAUGUACAAACAGUGGUGCACGGCCAUGGACCAAGGAAAAAUCCCUUCUGAAAUCAAGGCCCUGCUCACUUUCGAGGAACAGACCAAACCUCAGCAGAGCGUCGUUGUCGUCAGCAGACACACAAAAGCCGGGAAGACAGAUGCGCACAGCAAUUCUUGGAUCACUCCUGGUGGGGCUCAGGGGACUCUACAGGAUGCCGGGAUGGAACCAGGGUCGGCCGUGUGCAAGGGUGAAGAGCGUGGACACUGAUGAGGUGGUGACCUGAGUCGGCCCUGAUUCUUCCGGAUGAAUGGACAAGAUCAUGCUUGCUGGCUCCUCUCACUCCCUGCUGCUCAGCCUCAUCUCUGUCGACCUGCAGUUUCUACCAGAAUGUGUGGCCCAGAUAGAUCUCAGAGGAGUUGGCUUGAACUUCCAACUCUUAGAAAACUGACAAACAUUCAGAGCUGUUGUAGUGGCAUUUAAUGUUGCAGGGCUUGAAGACACAAGAGUAGAAAGAAAUGGUGAAGACCGUGUUUUUGCACCUUAACUCCACUUUGCUUUCUUGGUUAAUUUAUAUUCCUUCCAUGUAGUCAAUGUGAUUGUACAUGUAUGUGUGUGGAGGGCCACCUCCUUCCAUGUGUUUGAUUGCCCUUAAAAAGAAAUAUCAACUGGCUGACAACCGACUCUUUAGUUCUCAGCCUUCAUGGACCUAAUCUUUUUCCUUUGCGUUUACUUGAGUAAUGUUUAUUUUCUGCAUGAACCAUGAUUUCUCCGGUGAGCCAUUCCAGCAUAAGCUGUGAAUAUGUAUUUCAAAUAUAUACAUUUCUAUUUUUAUAAUCCAUGAUAUGCCUGUUUAUAAAAAAAAUACAUGUUAACAGAUCCAUCAGGAAAGCCCUUCAGACAGCCUCUAGCUAAAACUUCUGUUGCUGUCUUCUCAAACAAUCUAAAAGUCUGCCAAGGCCUAAGCCAUACUUCUAGAAUAGUUUGGCACAUUUAAUUUUUAAGCAGGAAGUCACCUUUAAUGCAUUUCAGCAGCACACGGCACCUUGCUGACCCUGAGUCGGAUGUCUGCCUGAGUUUCUGGUGUAUGUCUUGGUAAUAAUGUCUGUAGCAGACAGAAGUGAAUGUUUGCACACAUUUCCUUGUGUGCUUAACUAGUGUAGAAUUUUUCUCUAGAAAAUAGGAUGAAUCUAGCUGCUGAGAUUGAGUUUCUGCCUGUAGAGUCUGGAACCAAAUGAGGAUUAAAUUGCUGCUGGACCUGGACUGGCUGCAACUAGAACAGAAUGCAGGGCUCCUUUGCUGCCUAGUGGGCGCCUGCUUCCCAUAGCACAUGUUUUACAGCAGAAGAAAUCCCUGUAGGGUCUGCAUUCCUGUGCCUGCUGCACCCCCAAGAGGGAAGGGAGCCAUGGGGUUCGCAGGACAGGGCAGGUCUUUAUAACUCCUGUCACUCAACCAGGAGGCUGGCGGGAAACAGGGCACAUGAUAGGGUCCAUACAGACAGACCCUACGCCUUCCUUUCCCCACCCAGCACUCCAACCCUCUCCUCUUUCUUGGGAGUUACGUCAGUUGUGUUCUCUUUGGCUGCUCAAUGUAAUUGUUCUUUGGGAGGAUGAAGCAAACCUUUGGCUUUCAAACAAUGAGUGUUCUGUUCUAAACUGGCAGUCUAAGAGGAGGCUGGGAGGUGGAACAUGAGAGGGACCACAGUUGUGAUGACAGGUACUUCCCCUUCUCUCCGCUGGGCCAGGCAUUUGGGUGAAGCGCCUCGGCCUGUGUCCCCCCAGCUCUCUCAGCUUGGCCUGUAAACUCAGCUCUUGUCCAGUCUCACGUGACUACUAAUAAACCACUAGCCCAGACUGUUAGGUGUCUCUGUGUUUGGGGGUACUGGGUUUCAAGAGUAUUUAAUGUCUUUUUUUUUUUAGGAUUACAAAUACAGAUAGAUUAAAGAUUGUGGAUAUUCAGGCUUUCAGAAUGUAAGUGUUGUACAAUAUAGUGUUCAAGAUUGUAAUGGGUGUGUUUUGCCUUUUGGCCUACUAAAAUGUAUAUCUUUAUUUUUGCAAAACAACUUAAGACUUUUACUCUGUACUCUCUGUCCAGCAUCUUUUGAAUUCCCCCCCAGAGUUGUUUUCAAACCCAACAUUCCAAAAUGAAUGUGGCUCGCCAACGGAAUGUCUCUGCUGCACAUGGUCUUUCUUCUCUGGUCAUAGUGUUUGACUCCAGGAUCCUUUGAGUUCUUCCCCCACCCACCCCUACCCACCCACACCGUUAUAUCUUUGUAAGAACAACAAUGACUUUGUCCUCAGGCAGAGGAUGUGUUAUUUUGAGUGAAAUUAAAUUAUAGUUGAUGGUAGUUUGUUCCAAAAAGCCAUUUGCUCAUUAUUUUGGAAUGAAUUAAACCAAGGGACAGUUCCUUGGUCUCGGAAAAGGACCGUUUGGAAUGCUUUGGGCAUUGUGCUGGCCACGUGCUUUGGCCACUUGAAGCCUAUUAAUGAACGUCACUGGUUCAAACAGUUGGAGCCCGUCUCUCCCUUGCAGUGAAAGAGAAGUGAGUCGAAACCCUCCUCUCUUCUCCCUGGUGGGCUUCAUCCCCAUGGAUCCGUGCUGUUUCGCUCACUCUCUUGAGUAAACAGCAAUGUUUUCUUUUUCUUUUUCUUUUUUUUUUUUACCCCCCAAAGAAUGGUAUGGGGGGAAACUAUAAUUGUGUAUUUAGACCGCAACAUUGUGUUACUAAGUUAGCAUAGACCUGCUGUAUAUUAAAGAACUGAAUCUAACAGGAAAUAAGUUUGACCAAGUCAGGUUUUAGGAUAUAAUUGAAAAAUUUGAAGUUGUUUUCCUAUUUUAUCUCAAAUCUUUAUGUAUCUAAAUUAAAUCUGUCUUACUGCAGCAAAUGUAUAUCACUGUUUAACAGCUAAUUGACAGUAUUUAUCAUCAUCUAGCGUUUUCGCUUACCUUGGAAUUAUAAGCAAAUUGAUUUAGCUCAUUACAAAAAGUACAGAUUUAAACUAGACUUACUUUAGUUCAAAUGAGGGCAAAGAAAAAGAGAAUUAAAAAAAAGAAGUGUUCUAUUUCAUAAGAAAUCAGUUGUGGGGGUGGGCAAGAACAAAAGAAAUCAGUUGCAUAUUUUAUCAGUUACAUACUUAGUUUUAUAAGACGGGAAGGUCACUAAUAAUCCACAUGGUAUUUGGGGGGGGGCAUUGAAGGAAAUUUUCUUUAUGUGAAGAGCAUUGUAUAAUUAUAUUUUUAUGAGAAUAAAAUAUCUUCACCAGAGAG
Molecule: messenger RNA, 3800 nt
Organism: Suncus etruscus (white-toothed pygmy shrew)
Lineage: Eukaryota; Metazoa; Chordata; Mammalia; Eulipotyphla; Soricidae
Gene: CREBL2
Product: cAMP responsive element binding protein like 2
Exons: 5
Coding region: 345-803 (152 amino acids)
Biological process (GO): regulation of DNA-templated transcription
Cellular component (GO): nucleus
Molecular function (GO): DNA-binding transcription factor activity
Source: RefSeq, a predicted model, not a curated record